CGCACUGCGGCUAAGCAUUGCAGAUGUUGCCGGGCUGGGGGUGUUGCAGGGCUUGUAAUGACAUUCGUCAGACGACGUCUGACGAAUGUCAUUACACGACACCUCUGGUGGACCAGGCCACGCAAUGGGAACUGUCAUCCACACCUCUGGGCCACGUAUUUGCAAUGCAUAGCAGCAGGACAAGAGUCAGCCAAUCACUGAAGUGGCUGGAGAUGCUGAAGGACGAAUGCGACAGAUUCGAGAUCGACCACGGACUGGACGAAGCCAUCAAAGAUGUCGACCGGCUGUAUUCUCGUCUGGAUUUUUGUCAGGAAGGUUCGUUGCAAAACAACACUUCUGGCAUGCAAGUUUUCGAGGACCUCGGCCUCGCAACCCAAUUCCGCAACGCGAUGCAGGAGUCUGGGUUCACCAGUUACACAGAGAAACAUCCUCUCUUAGUCAAUAACCAGAUGCAACAUCCGUUUACCUGGGACAACAUGGUGGGUUCACUGCGCGAUGUGGUCGCCGUGAGAUGGGGUGAUGUGAAAGGCAUCUGGUGA
Amoebophrya sp. A120 is the source of this 539-nucleotide messenger RNA. The record is from the annotation of a GenBank genome assembly. NCBI's taxonomy places the organism in Eukaryota, Dinophyceae, Syndiniales, Amoebophryaceae.